Messenger RNA from Procambarus clarkii (red swamp crayfish), 3197 nucleotides. RefSeq names its product WD repeat-containing protein 89. Gene Ontology annotation, molecular function: protein binding. The record is from RefSeq and is a predicted model, not a curated record. Lineage: Eukaryota; Metazoa; Arthropoda; Malacostraca; Decapoda; Cambaridae.
AUGUUUGUGGGCCUUCAGAUGUGAAGGGUUUACUCAUGCCGGCGUCGUUCUUAUGAAGCCCGGAUUAUGUCCAUUACAUUACACAGCUUCAUUUAAUAACUCUCAGAAUGUUUGCGGGCGGCCACGCUGGGACUCCGGCCACUGCUGCUCCUCCACCACCAGGCUCCUGCAGGCGCUGCUGCCGCCGCCUCCUCUACCACAACUACCAUAAAGAGCCACAGCAGGACACACAACCAUGACCCAGAUGAAUUCAGCAGAAAAAAAUGCAGGUGCUAAGCCAGCAAGUUCAAGCACAAAUCUAGAAAAGGAAAUUGCAGCAUUUUUCCCCACUAAGUAUGGAGCUGUGACAAGCACAACUCUCUCGGAGAAGGAAUAUUGUUUGCAUUUAGCACAUGAUGCCAGCUGGGAAAACGUAGCUGUUUCGGUGUCGGAUAAUUCCGUGUCUGUACUGAAGAGGGAAAAUCUUCAAAAAGUGUCCAGCUUUGAACCCCACCAAAAAUGUAUCACGGGAAUAGGGUUCUCUCCCAGUAACAGCAACCUUCUUUGGUCCAGUAGCAGAAAUGGCUUGGUCAAAAUGUGGGACAUCAGGUCCAAUAAAUGUGAAAAAGAGUUGAAAGGAAUGACUAAGGAUUCAACUGUGUUAAAGCCUAUCACAUGUUUUGAUAUGUCUUAUAAUGAAAGGAUAUUAUGUGCAGGAACUGAAUUAGUUGAAACUAGUGUUUUCCUUUUAUUCUGGGAUAUCAGAGGUGAUAAAAUGUUAGGGAGUUAUUGGGAAUGUCACACAGAUGACAUCACUCAAGUUAAAUUCAACCCUACACAAGCAGACACUAUGGCUACAGCUGCUACAGAUGGACUUAUUAAUGUGUUUGACAUCUCACAAAAUACUGAGGAUGAAGCUCUUACAUAUUGCAUGAAUGCUGAAGUGACAGUUGGGAAAUUAUCAUGGUCGAGUCAAAAUGGCAAACACGAAAGGUUAUCUGCAGUAACUGACAUGGAGUCUUUGCAAUACUGGGAUAUCAAGGAGGCUGCACCAUUGUACAAGUAUAACAGGGAAGAAAUAGCUAGUGCUAUGAAGCGCAAUACACCGGACGAAUGUUACCUAGUGGCUAUGCACAUGUCUAAUGAUGGGGACAACCCUGUUGUGCUGAGUGGCUCGCACACUGGUGAUGGAAGUGAUUGCCUCUCUACAUUGAAACUUGACAUUCAUACUGGCCAACUGAAGCCAAAAGGAUCCUUUAUUUCUAAUCAGAAGCUACUAAUGACACGGGUAGCAUUGCAUCAUUUGGAGACAAACUCUUAUAUCACUGCUGGGGAAUGUGGAGUGGUCAGGGUGUGGAAGCCAGAGUCUACUGAAAAUGUUGGCAAACACACACUUCCUAAGCUUACCAAAGCACAUAGAUCUAAACCUUAUUAGUUUAAAUAAAAUGAGUGUAUUAAUUUGUUAAAUGUAAAUGUUACAGUAUUAUGGUAUGUAUAGUUGAUGUCAUAUCAUUUGAACAGCAGCCCCUAAAAAUUAUCACAAAAUUCAUACCUUUUGUUCUCCAAAAGAAAUUUUAAAGAUUCUUUUAUAACUAUGUUAUUAAUGAAACUUACUUCUAAUGAUAAUUUGGAAGUCAAGAUAUGUUUCAGGUAAGUGCCGGUUACUUACCUGCAAAAACCAGCUUGGUGUCUUCUUUGAUAAUUACUUACUUCAGGAGGGUGUUUAGAUCAUUGUAUAAUUUUAUGGCAACUGUUCUAGUUAAAUAAUGUUACAGCACAUUAUAUAUAUAACUUGUUGACUUUAUAAUCAAUAUUUGUAGCUUGUGUAAAGAAAAUGAGGCUGGGUUAUCAAUUAACAAUGUCAUAUCUAAAGUUCAGAGCUUUACAAGCUUUGUCUUUUUUGAGUGACCAGGUUCUUUUAAGUGUCUUGGGAUAUUUAAUCUCAACUGAUUAUUAUAUAGAAGUUCAGAAUCAUCUCUAAAUAGGCAUGUCUUGUUUCAUGUUUCAUAGUUGAAUUAACAAAUUUAUUGAAAAAAAAAAUGGAAUUUUGUUUAAUAUGCAUUAUUAUAGUACAGUACUGUAUAUUCAUAGUUUUUCUUGCUAAAAUUAUCAUACUGUUUUCCAAGGUUAAGUAUAGUAUACUCAGACUACAGUACAAACACUUUGGAUUGCUAAAGUGAAAAGCAAUAUGCGAACUCAUGCCUGGUGUCUUGGUCCACAUCCCUGUCUUUAAUGUUCCAUCCCGCCACCAGUGCUUACGCAACUGUAAACAUUCCGGGAAUCUUCAGGUUCUGGUCAGCAACUCCUAAAAUCUUUAAAAAGAUUUUUUUUUAUAUAUGCGUUUUCUCGGUUUUGGGUUGUAACUAGAAAUUUAGCAUUAAACUGUGUGCAUAUACUGUACAGUAGAUUAAUAUUUAACAUUUUAACAUUCCUCAUAUAUUUUUCAACAUAAAAUUAAAAAAUAGGGAAAUGUACGCACAUGAUUUUUCUAUAUUGCAAUAAGAAGAAACAAACGGGACUUUCACACUGUUUUGGCAGGUAAUUUGCAAUGUGAAAUACAGGUACUCAAAAGUAAAAAAAAAAAUUAUCAAUUUUAGGCGAUAAGUAGUUGGCCGAGGUGAUUUUGUAAUGGUUCCUCAAACCUUGGUUGGUCCCCUGAUAACCUAUGCCCACAAUGCUCCCCGCCCCACCCUUCCCAAAUAAAAAAAAAAUUCAGGGGUUUUUCAAGAUGGAUGACUCGUUUUAGUAUCAUUGAUGCACUAGAUAAGCUGUGCAGAUUAGGCAGUAUUUAUGUAACGGUCUUUUUUCCACUCUCAUUUUACAUAGUACAAUGCAGAAAAUAUUUUGUGCAAUUCAUUUCAAAGUUGCCAGGUCCUGAGAUAAUGGAUAAUGACUUCAGGUUAUGCAUUUCAAUGCUGUAGUUAAUUCUGUAUAGCUGAGCACACCUCAUAUUGGAGUAAAUUAGACUACCGCACUGUAUGCAUCUUGUACAGUAUCUACAAUAUUUGCAAGCAGCAGCCUUUAAUACCAAGCUUACAACCAAUGUUGUUAAAAGGAUGAUCAUUAGGUAGAGUAUCAUUACUACAACUCACUUUGUUUAAAUGUACAUUCUACUUCAUUUAUGCUGUACUGCGAUACAUUACUUGGCUUAAUAUUAUCAGUAUGUGAUAAAAAUUCAAAUAUAUUUUAAUAAAACAUUUUUUUAGUAACCAAUCAAA